Messenger RNA from Cucurbita pepo subsp. pepo (vegetable marrow), 1414 nucleotides. RefSeq lists its product as uncharacterized. The record is from RefSeq and is a predicted model, not a curated record. Gene Ontology annotation, molecular function: catalytic activity. Lineage: Eukaryota; Viridiplantae; Streptophyta; Magnoliopsida; Cucurbitales; Cucurbitaceae.
CCCUAUUCCGAUAUUGCUUGAGGUCCCAAAUUCCUACAGUUUCACGAUUGCAGAAGCAGAACAAGGACGAACCAUCCUUCUUCCUGUUGGUAGCGACCCCGCAUUUUCCCGUCUUCACCUUCAGCAUCUUCACUGCUCCAUCUCCAUUCUCCAAUCGCGGCUCACUUCUGCAGCUAACACUCUCUCCAACAGUUCACUCAUCAAGUGUUGCCCGCUCGAAUCAUCGAUUGCUUUACUUCUUCAGCACAAACUAAAUUGUGGUAUUAUGGGGGAAACUCCUGCGAAGGCGCUUCGGAAGAUCCUGGAUUCGCCUGGUGUUCAUCUUGGUCCUGCUUGCUUUGAUGCUCUCAGUGCUAAGCUUAUCCAGAGAGCUGGAUUUUCAUAUUGCUUUACUAGUGGAUUUUCAAUAUCAGCUUCUAGAUUGGGACUGCCAGAUACAGGUUUUAUGUCAUAUGGUGAAAUGCUGGAUCAAGGGCUACAAAUUACUCAAGCUGUGUCAAUUCCAGUCAUUGGAGAUGGUGAUAAUGGAUAUGGAAAUGCAAUGAAUUUAAAGAGAACUGUUAAAGGAUAUAUUCGAGCAGGCUUUGCAGGGAUCAUUCUCGAAGAUCAGGUAUCACCAAAGGCUUGUGGACAUACACGAGGUAGAAAAGUAGUGUCUAGAGAGGAAGCGGUGUCAUGUAUAAGAGCAGCUGUUGAUGCUCGAAAAGAAAGUGGCUCCGACAUAGUUAUUGUGGCUCGUAGUGAUGCUCGACAAGCUGUGUCCCUUGAUGAAGCACUAUGGAGGACAAAGGCCUUUGCUGAUGCUGGGGCGGACAUUCUUUUUAUUGAUGCACUAGCUUCAGUAGAAGAGAUGAAGGCUUUCUGCAAAGUCUCUCCUGAAGUACCUAAAAUGGCCAAUAUGCUUGAAGGAGGAGGUAAAACACCAAUUCUCAGUCCUCUUGAACUUGCAGAAAUUGGAUAUAAGGUUGUUGUUUAUCCUCUUUCCUUGAUGGGCGUAUCCAUGCGAGCGAUGCAGGAUGCGCUACUUGCAAUUAAAGGAGGUCAAAUUCCUUCUGAACGCAUGCCAUCUUUUGAAGAAAUGAAGGAAAUAUUAGGUUUCAACAGUUAUUAUGAAGAAGAGGAGAAGUAUGCUGCUGCUGCUAGUCUUCCUUCGCCAGGAGAUGGAUCAAAACAUCCCCCUUCUGACAUCUCACCCCGGAGAUUGAGAGUCAAAAUAACUGGAACAGAUGGACUUGAGAGACUUGAUGCUAGGAUUCCUGCUGGAUCCCUGGAUACCCUAACCAACAUAGUUCCAGCGUUAGGAGGCAUAAACAUCAAAAAACUGAUAGAUGAUGCUGCUGAGGAAGUAGGAGGAAAAGUGCUGCUGGAUUUUACUGAUACAACGGGUGACAGGAUUCAGGUCUUCUUGGAGUAA